AUGCAAGAUCUAUCUCAGUUUUAUCAACAAGUCAUUCGUCAACCAGAACUUCAGAUGAUUUUACAAGGUGGUGGACAAUAUGGUAUUGGUGAAAUAACUAUAUUUGCACCUACCAACGAUGCCAUGGCAAGACUGAGUAGUAAAAGUGAAGAUCCUAGUAUUCUUUGGAAAUAUCAUAUUGUUCCUGGUCGCUACACUGAUCAAGUGCUAUUUAAUAUGGCAACAGAUAAAUUUAAUCAAGCAGCACCAAGACAAUUAGCCGAUCAGAGACCACAAAAUAAUUUACCAACAAUGGCAUUACCAUUUCAAGUAUUUUAUGGUAAUGGAUUUUACGGUGGUUCAGGUCCCUAUUUGGAUAAUUUUACAAAUUUUGGCUAUGGCUCCGGUGGAAUUAGUUGGUUAACGCAUUCGGCGUUCAAUCAAUCAAACGUGAAUAAUUAUCCAAACUCUCGGUACAAUAGUCCUCAAGCGGGCGGUUGGAAUAAUCAAAUAAAUUAUAAUCAAAAUUAUGUUGUUGCACAAGGUUCGAGUGCAUCGAAUAAUCCAAAUUUAUUUCCUCCAAAUUUAACAAAUUAUUAUACAAAUAUUUUUAAUCCAAAUACAAACAGUCAGUUACAAAAUGGUUAUGUGGGUGGUGGACCGACAGUGAAUCAAAAUUAUAAUAACAUGAAUGUAAACUACAAUCAAAUGAUGCAAGGAGGAAUCGGAGUUCAAAAACCUACGAUCAAUAAUGCGUUUAUUCUUCAAACGCGAAUAAUGAGCCGUGGAGUAAUUAACGUUAUUGAUGCUAUUCUAUGGCCACCUGAACGUCGUGAUCAAACUCAAUAUAAAACAGCCUAUGAUAUUCUAGAAGAUAAUUCGUUUUCUCAAUUACGACAAUUAGCUGCACGUAAUGAUUAUCUACGAGCUGAAUUACGUUCACAAUAUCAUCAAACGUGGUUUUUGCCUACAGAUCAAGCAUUUCAAACUAGUGGCAGUAGUUUAAGUUAUUUUUUUGAUCCAGCAUUUAUGAACACGACACAAGACGUUGUUGACUUUUUGAAAGCUCAUACGGUACCAUUGGUUGUAUUUCCGAGUGACAUGGAUAGUACAAAACAAUUAAUGACAUUAAACAGUGGAAAAUGGGUGACAUUUCGUAAAGUACAACAACCAGAUACCACAUUUCAGAUUGAUGUGGUAGCUACUCGUCAAAUAGCUCGUAUUCUAACAUCACGUCCAGAAGAUAUCAAGUUUUAUGGUAAUGGACUCGUUUUCCCCAUAAACAACAUUUUAAGUGGUCCAGCCCGAUCAGCAGCGGAUGAACUAGCAAGAAGCUACCAAUAUUUCAUGGCACUUGUUCAACAGUCUGGGGAUACAGAAUUAUUAAAUUUGCUUCAAGGUUCAACAGUUGGUUUAGGAAAUAAUCCAAAUUACUUUAAUCCAUUUAAUCAAUUGAAUAUCACUGUACUCAUACCUCAACAAAUGUCUGUUAGUCAAUUGGGCAAUUCACAAGAGCUUUCAACGAAUUUACGUCGUCACAUAUUAAGGCUACCGGUUUACACCGAUCAAAUGCCAUCGAAUGCUCAAUCAGGUCAAUUUUAUAAUCAAAUGCAACAGCCAUUUCAAAAUCCUCCAUUUCGAUCAGGUCAACUUCCAAAUAGGCAACAAUAUCAACCAAGGAGGAAACGACGGCAACUACAAGUCAAUCCAAACAUCAAUCCCCAAUUUCAACAGCCUGGUUUUCUACCUCAACAAGGACAACAACAAGGAUUUAUUCAAAACCCAUCGCAAGGUUAUCCACAAAUUCCAGUCCAAGGCGGUCAAGAGUUAUUUCAGCAACAGCCAAAUAAUCUUCCUCAAGGAUCACAACAACUACCGCCAGUUCAAUUUCCGGUGAAUGCUGGAAAUCCCUAUCAGCAAUCUCCCAUGUAUCAGUCUUAUGCAAUAUUUCAAGAUGGACAAACGUAUCAGACAUAUGAUCAGAGUUUUACCAUUCAAGCUCAAGUUAGUUAUGGUCCAAAUGGAAAUGUUGUAACAUUAAUUGGACGACCGGCAAAUUCGCCUCCUUUUCAAGCAACCAUUCUCAAUUCAGAAUCAAAUAUACCAAUUCGAAAUGGUGUAAUGCAUGUCAUUAGAGGGCUAUUAUCGGGUGUUGUUAUUCCUUUAGACGCUGUUUUAAACCAGUUACAAGGAGCAAGUUUAUUUAACCAAUUUUUACAACAAACAAAUAUUAUUAAUGAAUUAAAAAAUUCUGGAAGAUCUUAUACAUUGUUCAUACCAACUAAUGCAGCUCUAGCACAAAUUGGUGUCACAACAAAUACAAACAAAUUGAGACAAUUUGUUCAACGACACAUAUGUGCUGAUACUUUACUUGAUCCGUUAACAAACAAUAUCGCAAGAAGAUCUGGCGGAUUUUACAGCCAACAGCGAUCACAAGUCAAACCUGCAGUGCCUGCAGUGAUGAUGCAACGGCAACAGGCAAAAGGGGAAAUGCAACGUCCACAACAAACUCCACAAGCAUCACAAACAGCUCUAAGACCACGGCGUCAUGCUAUUCAUAUUAGAAAACGGAAACGACGACAAGAUCAUUCAUGGUUUCAGGAUUUACAGGGUGGUCAAAACUGGGGUGACAAACCUCAAGCGAAUGCACAAGCAGGUUUCAUUCCUCAAGUAAGAAAUACAAGUUAUCAACAAUCUAGCGGUGGACGAACUUCUGACCUUGGUCCUGGUUAUUUCCAACCGGAGCAACAGGUAUAUGGUGGUUAUCCAGCUGCCCCGUCGCCUUAUGGCGGAAAUAAUCAACUGUACAAUCCAGCUUAUACACUUGGAGGCUACGGCCAACCCAAUUCACAAUAUCCAAGCUAUAAUGGCACUUACUUUGGCAAUUUCAAUUUUAAUUAUUUGAAUAAUCCACCCCAAACUUGGAAUAAUGGUACAGCGAAUAUGCAAUACGAUACGUCAAAUGGAAAUCCAAAUUAUAAUACAGGUGUGGUGAGUGGAACAAAUUAUUACACAGGACAAAGUAACUACAAUACGGGAUAUCAAUCUUACGCUGGUCCGCAAUCUUGUCGAGCUCUCAGUGGUGAUCAGAUAACUGUUCAAAGUUUACAGGGCGCAACACAAUCACAAGGACUAACUAAUCAAGGAAUGGCGUAUCAAAAUUUGACAUUGGCAAUGGCAAAUAUUUCCUCUGGUUUUGCCCAAUUAUUAGUCAUUUUAUUAUUAUUACUAGCAACACCUUUUUUACCAUCAACAAUACGAUCGGCUAUUAGUAAUACAUUCGAUCCUUGA
Messenger RNA from Didymodactylos carnosus, 3270 nucleotides. The record is from the annotation of a GenBank genome assembly. NCBI's taxonomy places the organism in Eukaryota, Metazoa, Rotifera, Eurotatoria, Philodinida, Philodinidae.